This is a messenger RNA of Verruconis gallopava, 397 nucleotides long. RefSeq lists its product as uncharacterized. NCBI's taxonomy places the organism in Eukaryota, Fungi, Ascomycota, Dothideomycetes, Venturiales, Sympoventuriaceae. The record is from RefSeq and is a predicted model, not a curated record. The annotation marks the transcript as partial. The transcript has 2 exons.
CAAUGGACAGCCUCGACUUCAAGGAGACCCGUUUCGGCACUCACACGUCGACAGAACCAUACUCAGGUGGGCAUCCAAAGCGUAAGUCCGGCACGAUUGGGGGAGCAGGCCAUGGCAACAAGAGCGCUCCCAAGACAAACAUGGACGAGUAUGACAACUCGGAGUUGAGGUUCGGCAGUCACAACAACACUGAACCAUACUCCGGCGGUCACCAUGUGCACAAGAGUGGCAGCGUGGGGGGUGCCGGAUUCGGGAACAAAACUGGCACCUGGGGCGAGGACUCGCGGAUGGGAAAGGUGAUGGAGAAGAUCGGACAGAUGACGCAUAAUGAAGACAUGGUUGAAAAAGGCAGAGCAAAGAGAGAGGCUAAAGGGUUUUUGUCAGGGGGUUAGCGGAG